GCCCGGUCCGUCCUCUUCAGUUUGUCACAGUCUUGCGUGACUGUCCACGUCAUCCACCUCAUAACUAGUGGGAGGCUGCCUGCCGCGUGUCUAAUGCUGUGUGGUAAUAUACAACCGAAUGAAUAUACAGGCGAGAGGAGAUUCGCCCGGUUAGAGUGCGGCAACACACCAAGCGACGCCCAAAGGCCCAUUGCGCACAGGAUACUUCAACUUGAUUUCUCAUGACCACGUUUCAUCAGACUUCAAAAUUUGGCUAUCAUUAGUAGAGUGAUUCGUAUCAUAGCAGUCUGAGCUCCCGCUAUUGUAGUGGCAUAAAAGGCGGGCUUGCCGCUCGCAGAGCUGCGGCCGCUAACUCAGAUUCCUUUACCACCAGACCGUCAGAGAGCUACAAUGAGUAAAAAAUAUAAAUACCCAACCUUUCCCACUGAGGAGGAGGCGAUGGCGUACGUUGAUUCAUAUACGUUCGGUAAGGGACACGUGUAUGGGAUUUGUUCGUCCCCGGUGGACGGUAUCGACACCGGCAGCGUCGCUGGCCGUUGCCAUUGGUUCGCCCUCCAAGUAAGGAGAAACAAUCGAGGUUGGACCUUCUACCCCGCCGCGAGGGACACGUAUUGCAGGGGAUCCGAACCGUGCCUCAAGAGCGGCGACGGCUGUCAUGUCUUCCGAUACAGACAUGGGGUCGUAAACGGGUGCUCGUACACGGCGACAUGCGCGGAACCGGGGCUGCCAAUACCGCAGCAGCUUCUAGGGCCGGACGGACAUAUUCUUGAAGAGAUUCGCCAAAUGGAUCACGGGCAACUGAAGGAUUUACUCUUCUCGCUGGUCGAAUGCGACGAAACCAUUUAGGCGCGUAGAAUAUGCUAGCGACCGGAGAAGGGGCGUUGGAGGGCUAGGUCAGGUAGUUGGGGAAACGUACAGUAUACUUGACGGCAGGUUGACCACCGCGUGAGGUAACGCACUUCUCGGUAGGGUGGUUUCUACCGUUUCUGAGUGGAAGAGACGGGAACGAUAGACUCUACCUUGAAGGAGUUGGCACAAUCUGGGGAAAAAAUCAAAAAAAAAAAUCUACAUCAUGGAGUUUGGGCGAGAUAAUUGUGCAUACUAGACUAGAGCCGACCAUAGCGCUUGACCGACAGUGAUGCCAAGUCUGACUGUCGGGGAUCUGCCGGAUUCACUGCUGGACUCGCGGGAUCACGGCGUGUUGGAUAGAUAAGGCUUGUUGGUAGGGGUCGCCGAAGCAUAGUAAAGGAUGUUGAUCUGCGUGCUUAUUCACUUCACUCUAGUACGUGCG
Molecule: messenger RNA, 1291 nt
Organism: Purpureocillium takamizusanense
Lineage: Eukaryota; Fungi; Ascomycota; Sordariomycetes; Hypocreales; Ophiocordycipitaceae
Exons: 3
Coding region: 391-846 (151 amino acids)
Source: RefSeq, a predicted model, not a curated record